GGUCAGCCAGGCCAGGGCUCCUCUCCUCUCCUCCUCCUCGGGCUCCUCCUCCUCCUCCUUCCGCCGGCGCCUGUAACCAGGAAGCCCGAGCAGGAAGCGUGUCUGUUGGAUGCGAGAGGGGCGCCUGGGCCGCUAUGGAGGGCGCCGCCCGCGAGUGUAAAAAUCACAGCCAUGGUCCCCUUCGCCACCAUGGGCACAGCUGGCCUAAUAUGCAUGAUGACAAAGAUGUACUUAAAGAGAAAGAUGUGCUUCCUUUGGUGGAGGACUACAGUAGUUUCGAUAUUGUCAAAGCAACCCAAUACGGCAUUUUGGAACGAUGUCAGGAGUUGGUAGAAGCAGGGUAUGAUGUAAGACAGCCAGACAGAGAAAAUGUAACUCUUCUUCAUUGGGCAGCAAUCAAUAAUCGUCUGGAUCUUACAAAGUUCUUUAUUUCCAAAGGUGCAGUGGUGGAUCAACUAGGAGGAGAUUUAAAUUCAACUCCACUUCAUUGGGCUGUUAGACAAGGACAUUUAUCUAUGGUCAUACUACUGUUAAAAUUUGGAGCAGAUCCCACUCUCAUUGAUGGUGAAGGAUACAGUAGCCUGCAUUUAGCAGUCCUUUUUCAGCAUAUGCCCAUCAUAGCCUACCUCAUAGCAAAGGGUCAGAAUGUGGACACAACUGAUCACAAUGGGCAAACACCUCUUAUGCUGUCAGCCCACAAAGUAAUUGGGCUGGAACCUACUCGAUUUCUAUUAAAGUUUAAUCCUUCUAUCAAAGCUGUAGACAACAUAGAGAAGAACACUGCGUUGCAUUGGGCAAUUACAGCAGGAAAUGUUAGUGCUGUAGAUGUAUUACUAGAAGCUGGGUCCAGUUUGGACAUCAAAAAUCUCAAGGGACACAGACCACUUGAUCUUGCACAUCAAAAUAAAAAUCGCCUAAUAAUUCACUUGCUUUCGGAAGAAGAAAAAACAAGAGCCAGAAGGACAUCAAGGUUUCUGAGAAGUCUGGAAAAAAAUGAGUUCUUGUUUCUGAUUGUCUCAUCAUUGGUGUUGAUAUGGGCCAUAGGAUAUGUAGUGGAUCUAAAUUCAGAUUCUUGGCUCUUGAAAGGAAGCUUGCUAAUCUUCCUAUCCAUUGUUCUGUCCGUUUUUGCAAGGAUAUUCAUAGGAUUUAACAAACUAAAAUAUUUCCCUGUAGCAUUUUUGCUUGGUUCUAUCUUCUGGAUAUCGUGGACCUGUUUCAUCUAUUUUCUGCCUAAUUUUUCAACUACAGUUUCUCAGCUUCCCUUCUUCUUUGGUAUAGUGGGUCUUCUCUAUUAUUUCUACAAAACUGUCAGAGUGGAUCCUGGAUACAUUAAAUGUACAGAAGAGGAGAUUAAAAAGAAUAUCAUUAACCUUGCAGAAACUGCCUCCUUGGAUUUCAGAACCUUUUGCACAUCUUGUCUUGUCAAAAAACCUUUGAGAUCCAUGCAUUGCCAUGCUUGCAACUCAUGUGUAGCUAGAUAUGACCAGCAUUGCAUUUGGACUGGACAGUGUAUAGGUGUUGGCAAUCAUUCUUAUUUCCUCCUGUUUCUCCUCUUCAUGACAAUUGUGAAUAUUUGGGGUUUAUAUGGAACAAUUCUGUAUUGGUCAGAACACUGUACAACAACAUACCAGCAAGAUGGAGCAUGGACUUCAUUCACACAGAUUGUGUCUUGUUCUCCAUGGGUGUUAUACAUUUUUAUCCUCAUAUGUUUUCACACUUCAUGGGCUACAUUGCUGCUGGUCCUUCAGCUUUAUCAGAUUACAUUUCUUGGAUUGACUUCACAUGAGAGGAUUACUCUCUGGAGGCAGAAUAAGCAUUCAAAGCAUCCUGUUUCACUCAGGAAAACUCCAUAUAACCAUGGAUGUCUCCAGAACAUAGCAGACUUCUUUCAGUGCAGAUGCUUUGGAAUGUUCAAGCCUAACGUUACUGACUGGAGUAAGCAAUACACUCUAAGAUUUCAUUCACUGAAAGAUCAGAGCACUCAUUCUGUGUGAGGAAAACUUGCAUGAGAUCUUGGGGAUAUACUGGAUAGUUAUAGAAAGUUGUAAAAUUGUAUACUGUACAAUAUAUGACAAAUUUUGUAAUUUCCUUUGCUGUAUCUUUCUUGUUUCUUUUUUGGGAAGAAGGUAAUGUUUACAUGUAUAAACUGUAUUAAAAAACAUAAUGCAAAGAUAACUGGUUUAUGUGACAUUUUCAAAUUGUUUAAUUUGGAAGGAAAUACAACUGUGAAAUACAAUUUUUAAAAGUGAAAGGUAUAUUUUUAAAAAAAUAAAGCAACCUGGAAAUCCUAUGCAUUAUUCAUACAUGUCUGCCCAUUGAAGUUUAGUCUUAACGAUUAAGGAAAAUAAAAUAUGUUUUGAAAUGUCAAAAUAUUUUAGUAUAUGAAAGUUUGUAAGCUUUAGUGAUUUAUCUCUCUGUAUUGUAAAUCUGUGUAUAAAGGCUGCUCAGAUUUAUUAUAUUUAUGAUCACAUUUAUUAAAUUAGAUCUGUUUUGUA
Molecule: messenger RNA, 2495 nt
Organism: Sceloporus undulatus (fence lizard)
Lineage: Eukaryota; Metazoa; Chordata; Lepidosauria; Squamata; Phrynosomatidae
Gene: ZDHHC13
Product: zinc finger DHHC-type palmitoyltransferase 13
Exons: 17
Coding region: 135-1994 (619 amino acids)
Biological process (GO): protein palmitoylation
Cellular component (GO): Golgi membrane
Molecular function (GO): protein binding; palmitoyltransferase activity
Source: RefSeq, a predicted model, not a curated record